Messenger RNA from Fusarium venenatum, 3186 nucleotides. RefSeq names its product RING-11 protein. The record is from RefSeq and is a predicted model, not a curated record. Gene Ontology annotation, biological process: nucleotide-excision repair. Gene Ontology annotation, molecular function: ATP binding; metal ion binding; ATP-dependent chromatin remodeler activity. Lineage: Eukaryota; Fungi; Ascomycota; Sordariomycetes; Hypocreales; Nectriaceae. Gene Ontology annotation, cellular component: nucleus.
AUGGCUCGCGGUCGCCCUUCGACUCAGGGUACUCCCAAAACCUCUUCGACGACAGAUGCCUCUCGAGAGCCAUCUAUCGCUUCUGGCCGAAUGACCCGUUCAGCUACAACAAGAAGUCAAACUGCCUCAUCUGCAUCAACUCCUGCCCCAGAAGUCCAGGCGGCUUCAGGGUCACGACCAAGAGGUCGUCCCAGAAAGAGUGUCGCUGCUGUUGAUGCAUCCCCUGCUAUACAGUCACCCACUCCUGAUGUUGUCCCUGCUAGACGACGCGGACGUCCAAGUAAGAUUCCUGUAGCUGAAAGCGAGUCUGUAUCUUCAGUGCCCACCCCCAAGGAUGGCAACUCAGAGAGCGAUUAUUCAACUCCAGCUUCGAGCAAAGUGCCCACCCCAGCGGCAGGAGGCAACGUCAAAAUUGAGGUUGUGAUUCCUGGUCCUGCUACUUCACUUGCUGCCGAUCGUGAAAGGGAGCUGCGCAACAGUGCCUAUUCGAUGAAGGCAAGGGGUAAGGGCAAAUCAAGAAUGAUCGCAGAUUCCGAUGAAGACGACGUCGAUCUUGACGAUUCCCGGGACGCACAGGUGGCCCGUCGACUCCAGAAAGAAGAGUACAAUGAGCUACCAACUAUUCCUUCGCCAACUCUUCCCUUCCGCCGCACUGGCGGGCCAUCUUUGUCUGCUACUAUUCCUGCCCAAACUUCAGGGAAGCGAGAACGGGCGUUGACUGACACGACCGCCAAAAGAGGCCGCCCACCAAAGAAGCAGAGAGUUGUCCCCGACUCCGACGAUCAAGACAUCGACAUUGAUGCUGAAAUCGCUGCCGCAGCAGUGCUAGACUCAGACGACCUCUCGUCACUGAGCUCAUUUGGGGACGAGGAAUUUUCCGAGAACGAUGGAAGUGAUGAGGACGGAGAUGAGUAUGCCUCUAGUGACGACGAGCCGCUCAGAUCUCGAAAGUCAAAGGGAAAACUCCCUGCACGCACCCGUGCGAGCCCAGAAUCUCGCGGAAGUGGUAUUGCCACUACAGUACCGCCCUCUCAUAUGACAACUGCGCUGGAUCAAAGUCCCCCAGGUGACGAACCCGGUGCUGUGGAAUUGUAUGAGGGGGUCGAAGAUUCUGACUCUGAUAACAUCACAUCUGCCAUUGACACCGGUACUAGUGAUACUGAUGGAGAUGGUACCAGAGCCAAUGUUGCUGCUAUCUCUCGGAGUCGACGAGGUUUCAGCUCCAUCCCGGGUCGAAGGGGGCGCCUUGUCAAGGAACGAGAACGUUUAGAAAAGAAUCAUCCUGAGAUCAAAACAAUGUGGCAAGACUUGGAGAACACGCCUGUCCUCAAGGCCGGAAAAGCAGCCCAGCCUCAAACCAUCUCACGCCAACUCAAGCCGUUUCAACUUGAAGGUUUAGCUUGGAUGAUGGAGAUGGAAAAGGGAGAGUGGAAAGGUGGAUUGCUCGGUGACGAAAUGGGUUUGGGCAAGACUAUUCAGGCUGUAUCUCUGAUAAUGUCGGAUUACCCUGCAAAGCGCCCUUCGCUGGUGCUUGUGCCCCCCGUUGCUUUGAUGCAAUGGCAAUCGGAGAUCAAGUCAUACACGGACGGUACCUUGAAGACUUUUGUGUACCAUGGUACGAACCAAAAGACCAAAGGAAUAACGGUCAGUCAACUCAAAAAAUUCGACGUGAUCAUGAUGUCGUACAACAGUCUCGAGUCGAUCUACCGCAAGCAAGAGAAGGGCUUCAAGCGCAAGGAUGGGAUCUACAAGGAGAAGAGUGUCAUCCAUGCCCUCAACUUUCACCGAAUCAUUUUGGAUGAGGCACACUGCAUCAAAACGCGAACCACCAUGACUGCCAAAGCAUGUUUUGCUCUCAAGACCAGCUUCCGAUGGUGCUUGACUGGCACGCCUCUUCAGAACCGAAUUGGCGAGUUCUUCUCUCUGAUUCGCUUCCUGAACAUCGCCCCCUUUGCGUCUUAUCUGUGCAAGCAGUGUCCUUGCUCGACGCUUGAAUGGUCUAUGGACGAACAUAGCCGCUGCUCUGGCUGUAAGCAUGCAGGCAUGCAGCAUGUUUCGGUUUUCAACCAAGAGCUUUUGAACCCCAUUCAGAAGUACGGCAACCGUGGACCUGGCAAAACGGCUUUCGGACGUUUACGGCUGAUGACGGAUCGCAUCAUGCUGCGUCGACUGAAGAAAGACCAUACCAAUUCUAUGGAGCUGCCUGUCAAGGAAAUUUAUGUCGAUCGUCAGUUUUUCGGCGAAGUUGAAAAUGAUUUUGCCAACAGCAUCAUGACUAAUGGUCAGCGCAAGUUCGAUACCUAUGUUGCACAGGGUGUUCUGCUCAACAACUAUGCCAACAUCUUUGGUCUCAUCAUGCAGAUGCGACAAGUUGCCGAUCAUCCCGACUUGCUCUUAAAGAAGAAUGCCGAAGGAGGACAGAACAUCCUCGUCUGCUGCAUUUGCGACGAGCCGGCCGAAGACACGGUGCGCAGUAGGUGCAAACACGACUUUUGCCGGGCCUGUGUCGGUAGCUACGUCCGCUCGACCGAUGAACCUGACUGCCCUCGAUGCCAUAUUCCCCUGUCGAUUGAUCUGGAACAGCCGGAAAUUGAACAGGAUGAGAAUCUUGUCAAGAAGAACUCGAUCAUCAACCGAAUCAAGAUGGAGAAUUGGACUUCUUCAUCCAAGAUCGAACUUCUUGUUCACGAGCUACACAAGCUUCGUUCUGACAAUGCCUCGCACAAAUCAAUCAUCUUCUCUCAGUUUACCACUAUGUUGCAGCUCAUUGAAUGGCGUCUGCGUCGAGCUGGUAUCACUACAGUGAUGCUCGACGGUAGCAUGACUCCUGCUCAGCGACAGGCUUCCAUUGAACAUUUCAUGAACAAUGUGGACGUUGAGUGCUUCCUCGUCUCACUCAAGGCCGGCGGUGUGGCGCUGAACCUAACCGAAGCCUCUCGAGUCUUCAUUGUUGAUCCGUGGUGGAACCCUGCUGCAGAAUGGCAGUCUGCCGAUAGGUGUCAUCGUAUCGGUCAGACUCGACCCUGCACGAUUACCCGUCUUUGCAUUGAAGAUUCGGUUGAGAGUCGAAUGGUGCUGAUCCAAGAGAAGAAGACAAACAUGAUCCAUUCUACUGUCAACGCCGACGACAAGGCUAUGGAAUCGCUUACCCCAGCGGAUAUGCAGUUCCUUUUCCGUGGUUCUUAA